Messenger RNA from Lotus japonicus, 1268 nucleotides. RefSeq lists its product as uncharacterized. Lineage: Eukaryota; Viridiplantae; Streptophyta; Magnoliopsida; Fabales; Fabaceae. The record is from RefSeq and is a predicted model, not a curated record. The transcript is spliced from 5 exons. Bases 98 to 823 code for a protein of 241 amino acids.
AACAAGCAUUUGUGAAUUGUGAACACAUUUUUCACUCCUUUAAUUAUUCAUCGUUCCUCUUUCCUCUUGUCUCACUGACACAGGAAGUAACAACAACAUGUGGAACUCCGAGGAGACAAAUGCAAAUGCAAGCACAGCACAAGACCAAGAGCAAGAAGAAGAAGAAUGGGAGACCAUGGCUCGAGCGUGGCUCAGCUCCUUCCCAGAAGCGAAGGAAGUGAGCAUGCCCGAGGUCGAAGCAUGGAUCGAUUCCAACCUCUCUUCUAUCCCAGAGGGUCUCCGAUCCAUGCCUCGCCCUGAUCUCUGUCUCAGACUCAUUUCCAUUCAGAAUUGCAUGAGGCUCCCCAAUCAGGAAAGGGAAGUAAAUCAGCUUGAUCUUCCACAUGCACGGUUUCAACGCACUGACCAAUGGAUUCCGGUUUAUUCAUGGUUAGAAACUUUAGAUAAGGAUGAAGUGGUUAAGUCCAAGGAGAUUUCUGAAUGGUUAACACAGAACCCUAAUAUCCAAGAACAGUUAUGCUUGAGGCAUUCUCGAUAUCAUUUGAUGCACUACGUCAAAAAAUGCCAUUUGAAGAUAUUAAAAAGAAGGGGAAAGAAGAAGGGUCUAGAACAGCCUGACAAAGACACAUCAUUGAAGGUUCAGAAAGAUGUGGUGAUGAAACACUCAGCCCCACUUUCAUGCAGUUCUAUGAACAAUCUGCCCAAAGAUAGCGAUUUGUUCGUGGCCAAAAGAAAAGAAGCCUAUCGCAAAUAUGAGAUUUUAGUGGAGUUGGAGAAGCUGCUCUCCCCAGUAUUCUCGAAGCCUCCUAGCAUAACUCAAUGAGACGGUGUCGGAAAUAUCUGCAGAUUGGUAUUUUCAGUGAAUGGGAACUUUCUGAUUCUGCCCCAAUCCAGUGGUACCCUUGUGCUAAUUGAUCUUCUCCUAAUUAUCAUUCUCUGAAGCAAUGCUGCCUCUCCUUGAGUGUUUACUUUAAAGCUUAAAGGGUAACUAUUUGAUGCAGGGGAUAGUAGAUUAUAGUUGUUUGUCUAUGUAGAAAGUAGUGUAGCAAAAUUUCGUCAUCAUCAUCUGGCCAUUACAUGAGCUUUGGAAAUCAUGAAUUAGAGUUGGUCCAGAGAUUUCCUGUUAUGAGUAAUUAAACAUUUUCAUGAGCUCCUGUAAGGUGAUCAUCAAAUGUUGUUAGUUGUUUAAACCUAGUCAACUGCUCUGCAUGGGUUAACAUCAAAUCUAGAACUUUCUGGUAUUCACCGGAUAGAAAGGGUGGCCUCAA